Molecule: messenger RNA, 1388 nt
Organism: Raphanus sativus (radish)
Lineage: Eukaryota; Viridiplantae; Streptophyta; Magnoliopsida; Brassicales; Brassicaceae
Product: probable galacturonosyltransferase-like 4
Exons: 1
Coding region: 128-1183 (351 amino acids)
Cellular component (GO): Golgi apparatus
Molecular function (GO): glycosyltransferase activity
Source: RefSeq, a predicted model, not a curated record
CCUUUAUUCUAGCCCUCCCCUACCAAUGGCUCCUCUAUUAACUAUUCACCUUUUUAAUUUGUAAUUAACCUUUUUUUAUAAAAACCAAAAAAUAUAAUAAAGACUUUACCUGAGAAUUAGGUUCAGGAUGGCCUCAAGGAGCCGCUCCUACACACAACUCCUAGGCCUCCUGUCCUUUAACCUCCUCUUGUUCACAACCUCCACAAAGGCAGUUCGUGUUGGAGUCAUUCUCCACAAGCCUUCUGCUCCAACCCUUCCUGUAUUCAGAGAAGCCCCCGCUUUCAGGAACGGUGAUCAAUGCGGGAACCAUGAGGCUGACUACAUUCAUAUCGCCAUGACGCUCGACACAAACUACCUCCGUGGAACAAUGGCUGCUGUCUUGUCUCUCCUUCAACAUUCCACUUGUCCUGAAAACCUCUCUUUUCAUUUCCUCUCCCUCGCUCAUUUCGAAAACGACCUCUUCACCAGCAUCAAAUCCACCUUUCCUUACCUCAACUUCAAGAUUUAUCAGUUUGAUCCAAGCCUAGUCCGCAGCAAAAUAUCAAAAUCCAUCAGGGAAGCCCUAGACCAGCCUCUAAACUACGCGAGAAUCUACCUCGCCGAUAUCAUUCCCACCAGCGUUGACCGGAUCAUAUACCUAGACUCGGACCUAGUCGUGGUAGACGACAUAGAGAAGCUAUGGCAUGUUGAAAUGGAAGGAAAAGUCGUGGCGGCUCCAGAGUACUGCCAGGCAAACUUUACGUAUUAUUUCACAAAAGCUUUCUGGUCGGACCCGGAACUAGUCAAAGUACUUGAAGGGAAACGACCGUGUUAUUUCAACACGGGCGUGAUGGUCGUGGACGUUGGUAAAUGGAGGAGAGGAAUGUAUACACAAAAGGUAGAAGAGUGGAUGACGGUUCAGAAGCAGAGGAGGAUCUACCAUUUGGGAUCAUUACCUCCGUUUCUGCUUAUAUUCGCGGGUGAUAUAAAAGCCGUUGAUCAUCGGUGGAACCAGCAUGGGCUCGGAGGGGACAACUUCGAAGGGAAGUGUAGAACGUUGCAUCCUGGUCCUAUAAGUCUUCUUCAUUGGAGUGGGAAAGGGAAGCCAUGGUUGAGACUAGAUUCGAGGAAGCCUUGUAGUGUGGAUCAUCUAUGGGCUCCGUAUGAUCUUUACCGUUCAUCAAGACAUUCGUUAGAAGAGUAGAGGCAAAAAAAAAGCAAAACAAGAUGGCACAUAUAUUAUAUAAUACUAGGAGAGGAGAAGGUACAAGAAGUUUUUUUAGCGAUCAAAGAGAGUGAAAUUUUUAUUUGUAAUUUUUGUAACACACACUCUUAAUGCAAAAAGACGUUGUGCAUGUGGCAUUGACCUCAGUAGUGAAAUGAUAUUAUCAUCAUUAUCAUUUUAUUUU